Rotaria sp. Silwood1 is the source of this 3210-nucleotide messenger RNA. The record is from the annotation of a GenBank genome assembly. NCBI's taxonomy places the organism in Eukaryota, Metazoa, Rotifera, Eurotatoria, Philodinida, Philodinidae.
AUGAUGUUUCCCGAUAUCGAUCGAUUCAUACCAAAUUUAAAAUCAUUGCUUGUUGUUUAUGAAUAUAUUGUUCAUCGUUAUCAAAUAUCAAAAUGGCUUAAUAUUAAUUUGCAAGUUAAAGAUUCUUCUUGUUCGAUAUCAUUAGCUCCUCAUAUGCUUGUUACAACAAUGCUUUCAACUAUUCCUGAUGUUGUUUUUGGACCUUUUUGUGAUCUUGCAGUAGCACCUGUAGCUCGUCUUCUUCAUUUUCAAAAUAUUCCUCUUGUUACAAUGGGUGCCGCUUCUAAUGAAUUUACCUUACAAAGACAAAAAAUGUAUUCAACAUUAUUUCGAUUUGGAUAUCGAACAGAUGAACUCGGCUCAUUAUUUGUCAAACUCUUACAAUAUUAUAAAUGGUCAUUUGUAAAAGUUCUCUACGAAGAUAAUCCAAAACCUUGGCAUGAAUGUCAAGUUCUUUUACGACCAAUUGCACAUACAUUUACAUCGAAUCAAAUUCGUUCGGAUAAUCGAAAAAUUACAAGUCAUGAUGUGGAUGAUAAUUUUAAAUCAAUUUUUAUUGAUUUUAUUAGUAAUAAUGCGUCAGUGUCUUUGUGGUGUGUUAGUCCACAAACGUUUCGUUCUGCUGUAUUAACAGCUAAUAAACUUGGUUUUGUUAAUGGAGAAUAUGUUUUUAUUUAUCUUGAUACAGUUUUAACACAAGAAAAUACUGAUGAAAAAAGUUUAGCUGUUAGGCAACCAUGGUUUAAUCCAAAUGAAACAAACAGUGAAGUUAAUGCAAAUGCACGUCGUGCUUUUGAAACUGUAUUAUUUGUUCGACAACGUCUUUAUACUGGCGAACGAUUUCGUCGAUUUGCUGCUGAUGUAGUUGAUUUUGCGCGUCAAACAAAUCGAACGAAACAAUUGACUCAUGAAUCAAUUGGUACCGAUGAAACAAACUUCUACGAUGCCGUUGUAACAUAUUUUAAAGCAUUGGAAACAUAUUAUUCAGAUCAUUAUUUUCAAAAAAUGACAAACAGUGAUGAAACAAUAAUUUAUCCAUCCUUAAACGCACCUACAUUUAAAACAAUGAUAUGUAAUCGCUCAUUUGAAGGCACAAAUAGAAAUAUAACAAUGAAUCAAAUUUGUGAUCGAAUUGAUAUUGGUUAUGCUGUUUACGAUUUGAAUCCAGAUAAUGGCGAAUUAGAGGCUGUUGUUGCUUAUCCAGCAGAACCAUUUUCAAUUGAAAAUACACAAUUACAAUGGUUAAAUGAAUCACGUCUUAUUUAUUUUAUUGACAAAAAUUCAUCAUUCAUUCCUGAUACUCCACGAUGUGGCUUUAAUAAUAUAAAAUGUCCUAAAAAAACUCUCAUUCCGAUAUGGGGUUGGAUUAUUAUAAGUCUUUCAGCAAUUAUUGUUCUUCUUCUCAUUGUCGGUUUUAUUUUAUAUCGACGAGCAAAAUUUGAAGCUGAAUUAAAAGCAAUGCAAUGGAUAAUUAAAUGGGAAGACUUAACAACACGAACACUAUUACAUAAUGGUGUUGCUACACCAUCAUUCAAUAAAUUAUCUAGUUCAAUGAAACGUAGUUCUGUUUCAAGUUAUCGUUCAGCUGAUAGUGAAUCAUGUGGACCAUCGAAACAAACAUUUACAAAAACAGCUGUUUACAAAUCAUCAGUUGUUGCUCUUAAACGAUUUCAUAAAGGAAAACUUGAAACAACACGUGCACUUCAAUUAGAAGUUAAAGCAAUGCAAGAUCUUACACACGAUCAUAUAGCUCGUUUUAUUGGUAUAUGUAUUGAUCCAAAACAUCAAUAUAUAGUAACAGAAUAUUGUCCAAAAGGCAGUUUACAGGAUAUUCUUGAAAAUGACGAAAUAAAACUUGAUACAAUGUUUAAACAUUCCAUCAUGCAUGAUAUUGUUAAAGGUAUGCAACAUAUACAUAAUAGUCAAAUUGGAUCACAUGGAAAUUUAAAAAGUUCAAAUUGUGUUGUCGAUAGUCGAUUUAUUUGUAAAAUAACUGAUUUUGGUUUACCAACAUUACGAUCAAAUACAAAUAAAGAUGCAUUGCCAGGUGUUGAUAGAGAUUAUACAUAUUAUAGAAAUCGAUUAUGGACAGCACCAGAAUUAUUACGAGACCCAAAUCCACCGGCUGCGGGUACAGCUAAAGGUGAUGUGUAUAGUUUUGGUAUUAUUUUACAAGAAAUUGAAUUACGUAAUGGACCUUUUUAUUUACGAGAUCAAGAAUUAGAACCAGCUGCCAUUGUUGAAAGUGUGAAAUCAGGCAGUUUACUCCGGCCAUCAAUUGAAGCGGGUGAAUGUAAUAUUGAAAUAGGACAUUUAAUGAAACGUUGUUGGAAUGAAGAUCCAAAUGAAAGACCAGAUUUUACUGAUAUUCGACAAGUUAUGCGUCGAAUAAAUAAAGAUGGAGAAAGUGGAAAUAUUCUUGAUAAUUUACUUAAACGUAUGGAACAGUAUGCAAACAAUCUUGAAGGUCUUGUUGAAGAACGUACAAGUGAUUAUUUAGCUGAAAAAAAGAAAGCUGAAGAAUUACUUUAUCAAUUAUUACCUGCAUCGGUUGCUUCACAAUUAAUGGGUGGCCGACCAGUAACAGCUGAAUCAUUUGAAUGUGUUACGAUUUAUUUUUCUGAUAUUGUUGGUUUUACAAAGAUAUCAUCUGAAAGUACACCAUUACAAGUUGUUGAUCUUUUAAAUGAUCUUUAUUCAGUUUUUGAUGGUGUUACUGAAAAUUAUGAUGUUUAUAAAGUUGAAACAAUUGGUGAUGCUUAUAUGGUCGUUUCUGGUCUACCGACACGUAAUGGGGAUUUACAUGCUCGAGAAAUAGCUCGUCUUUCAUUAGCUCUUCUCAAUGCUGUGCUCAGUUUUCGUAUUCGACAUCGACCUGAUACACAAUUAUUAUUACGCAUUGGUAUUCAUUCUGGUCCAUGUGUAGCUGGUGUUGUUGGUCUUAAAAUGCCACGAUAUUGUCUAUUUGGUGAUACUGUUAAUACUGCAUCCCGAAUGGAAUCAAAUGGUAAAGCAUUACGUAUUCAUGUAUCAUCUAGUACAACAGCUAUUCUACAGAAAUUUGGUACAUUUGAACUAAAAUUUCGUGGUGAUAUUGAAAUGAAGGGUAAAGGAAAACAAAGAACAUAUUGGUUACUAGGCGAACAAGAUGGUUUGAGUGCUCGACAUAGUUUGGUGAAUUGGGAUGACGAAACUGUUGAUGAGCAUUAA